Molecule: messenger RNA, 2473 nt
Organism: Chionomys nivalis (European snow vole)
Lineage: Eukaryota; Metazoa; Chordata; Mammalia; Rodentia; Cricetidae
Gene: Syt10
Product: synaptotagmin 10
Exons: 7
Coding region: 90-1661 (523 amino acids)
Biological process (GO): regulation of calcium ion-dependent exocytosis; calcium-ion regulated exocytosis; cellular response to calcium ion
Cellular component (GO): membrane
Molecular function (GO): phosphatidylserine binding; syntaxin binding; clathrin binding
Source: RefSeq, a predicted model, not a curated record
CGCCCUAGCCCGCCAUGGGGCCAACUUGCAACUCCUAGGGCUCAGCUUCGGGACAAGAGAAAUCUGAGAAGCAUCAAGCAGAAACCAAGAUGAGUUUCCGCAAGGAGGAUGGCGUGAGCAGCCUGUGCCAGAAGGCACUGCACAUCAUCACCGAGCUGUGCUUCGCGGGCCAAGUGGAGUGGGACAAGUGCUCGGGCAUCUUUCCCGCCGAUAGGGCCAGCCAGGGAGGAAGUGGCACAGAUAUUUCAGUCAGCCUAUUAGCUGUUGUCGUAAGCUUCUGUGGCCUAGCCUUGUUGGUUGUCUCCCUUUUCGUCUUCUGGAAGUUGUGCUGGCCAUGCUGGAAGAGCAAGCUUGUGGCUCCCAAUGUCAGUGCCCUUCCACAAAGCAUUUCAAGUGCUCCAACGGAAGUUUUUGAGACUGAAGAGAAAAAAGAAGUAGAAGAAAACGAAAAGCCAGCGCCAAAAGCUAUUGAGCCUGCAAUAAAAAUCAGCCACACUUCCCCUGACAUCCCAGCGGAAGUUCAGACCGCUCUAAAGGAACAUUUGAUUAAACAUGCUCGUGUACAAAGACAAACCACUGAGCCUACAUCUUCAUCCCGCCACAAUUCCUUCAGGAGACACCUACCAAGGCAAAUGAACGUCUCCAGUGUUGACUUUAGCAUGGGCGCCGAACCUGUUUUACAAAGAGGAGAGACGAGGACCAGCAUUGGGAGGAUCAAACCAGAGCUCUAUAAGCAGAAAUCGGUUGACUCCGAGGGCAACAGAAAAGACGAUGUCAAAACCUGUGGGAAACUUAACUUCACGCUCCAGUAUGAUUAUGAAAACGAACUCCUAGUCGUUAAUAUUGUCAAAGCUUUAGAGCUCCCAGCUAAAGAUUUUACAGGCACUUCUGAUCCUUACGUGAAGAUCUAUCUUCUUCCAGACAGGAAAAAGAAAUUUCAGACGCGCGUCCACAGGAAGACGCUAAACCCCCUGUUUGAUGAGAUAUUUCAGUUUCCAGUGGCCUAUGAUCAGCUAAGCAACCGGAAACUACACUUUAGCAUAUAUGAUUUUGACAGAUUUUCCAGGCACGACAUGAUUGGGGAAGUGAUUCUUGAUAACUUAUUUGAAGUCUCUGAUCUCUCCAGGGAAGCCACAGUGUGGAAAGAUAUCCACUGUGCUACCACGGAAAGCAUAGACCUGGGCGAAAUCAUGUUUUCCCUUUGCUAUCUGCCAACCGCUGGGCGGAUGACUUUGACAGUGAUCAAGUGCAGAAAUCUGAAGGCAAUGGACAUCACCGGGUCAUCGGAUCCUUAUGUCAAAGUGUCUUUGAUGUGUGAGGGCCGACGACUUAAAAAACGGAAAACGACUACGAAGAAAAACACUCUCAAUCCUGUGUACAACGAGGCCAUUAUUUUCGACAUUCCUCCAGAGAAUGUGGACCAGGUCAGCCUGUGCAUCGCCGUCAUGGAUUAUGACAGGGUAGGUCACAAUGAGGUCAUAGGUGUGUGUCGAACUGGACUAGACGCGGAGGGUCUCGGGCGAGACCACUGGAACGAAAUGCUGGCCUACCACCGGAAACCGAUCACACACUGGCACCCCCUGCUGGAGUUACCUGGCCGGGCAACCAGCUUUGAUAGUCAAGGAUCCUGUUCUUCUCCAAGACUACCGUCCACACCGUAAAGCCUCCAAAUAAAACCAUGUCACAGAAAGACCUAGAAUCAUGUGCUCAUCGAAUCAGAUACACACAGACACAGAACAUUUGUCUUCUUCAUAUAAAAUAUACCCAUGACAAUGAAUAACUUGUUGUAUAAUUUCUGUUUGUUUUACCUCUUGGUUUAUUUCUGUUUUUAACUUUGAGCAUAUCAAUGUAUUUUAUCUGAGUACUAAUAGUCCUUAGUUAUAUAAGGUAUUUUAUAUUUCACGUCAUUUAUUAGCACCAUUUUUGAUAUGUUUUAAUUCUUUGCUUAAAUGAAGAAAUAAGUUUUUUGACAAGAGAACCCAGUUGUGUGUAAAAUUAAAUAUAGUUUAUGCCUGUGCUGUAUGAAAUAGUAAAAUGUAUCAUUUCCAGAUGUACAGGCUCUAUGUAAACUUUAAUGAACACAUUUAAAUUAAUUCCACAGGAUCAACUCCUUCAAGUUCUAAUUAAUGACACUUGUAUGAUAAUAGAUUUUUCCUUCACAAUCAUCAUUUUUGUCAUUGAGGUUUAUCCCUCAAACUUCUUAUUUGGGACACUCAGCUAAGCUGCAAAAACGAAAACUCACUUUGAAUAUAAAUGUACAAAGUGACAUUGAGUAGCAGGUUGUCAACAGUAGUUCAGACACCUGCUGUUAUGCUUAGUUGCUAGUUCUGAAACUUCUAGUCGUCUUCACCUCAAGGGUAGCAUUGGUACCCACCCUAAGUGGCUACAGUCAUAACUUCAUCUUUCAAGGUUCUCCUGUACUGUGCUGUGUCUAUUCUGUGACUUGGAGCUGCCGUGUGCUCCCAUGCUUUUG